This is a messenger RNA of Aspergillus puulaauensis, 2268 nucleotides long. It is a transcript of the gene ARP5, whose product is annotated as actin-related protein ARP5. Gene Ontology annotation, cellular component: cytoplasm; Ino80 complex. Gene Ontology annotation, biological process: regulation of DNA-templated transcription. Lineage: Eukaryota; Fungi; Ascomycota; Eurotiomycetes; Eurotiales; Aspergillaceae. The coding region runs from base 1 to 2268 and encodes 755 amino acids. The transcript is spliced from 5 exons. The record is from RefSeq and is a predicted model, not a curated record.
AUGGCCAUUACAUCGGUGCAGUCGAUUCUGCCUGCUCGGUCCUCAAUCAAUUCAACGGAGAAGGGCGCCGUCAAGCCGCCUCCCAAGAUCUUUGACGUCCACGAGCGUCCUUUCAAGGGCUACCAGCCCCCGCAGACUGAGGGCUACGAACAGAGCAAAUCCAAGCCCGAUACGAGCGCUAUCGUCAUUGACAAUGGCUCUCACCUCGUAAAAGCCGGCUGGUCGUUCGACAAGAGCCCCCGAUUCGUAAUACCCCCUGUGAUGAGCCGAUACCGGGACCGAAAACUGAACAAGGCCUGCCAAUUCAUCGGACAUGAUGCCUACAUCGAUGCGACUACGCGCGGCCAGCUCCGUUACGCGUUCGAUCCUGGAACCAGUGUGGUGGGCAACUGGGACGUAACGGAGGGCGUGUUGGACUACCUGUUCAUCAAACUUGGUAUCGACGGGGCCAAUGGAGGUGUUGACAGGCCCAUUGUCAUGACGGAGCCCAUUGCGAACCCGAAUUACCCAAGGAGGAUGAUGAAUGAGAUCCUGUUCGAAUGCUACUCCGCCCCGUCGGUCGCGUACGGAAUCGAUUCGCUGUUCUCCUACAGGUAUAAUCGCGGAACGGAUGGUCUGGUUGUUUCUUCGUCGCAUACCUCCACGCACGUUAUCCCAGUCCUCAAUUCGAAGGCAAUGCUUUCCAACUGUUCGCGUUUGAAUUUUGGCGGGAUGCACGCUUCGGAAUACCUCCUAAAACUUAUGCGACUGAAAUACCCGACAUUUCCUGGGAAGAUGACGGAUAAUCAGAUGGAAGAUCUUGUGCAUAACCACUGCUACGUUUCCAAAGACUACGACCAGGAACUGAGUGGGUACUUGGACUGGACGGGCCUGGAAGAUCGAGACCAUGUCAUUCAAUACCCUUUCACGGAGCAUAUCGUACCGGAGAAGACAGAGGAGGAGCUUGCACGUAUUGCGGAGAGGAAAAAGGAGAGCGGCCGACGGUUACAAGAGCAGGCCGCUAAGAUGAGACUGGAGAAGUUGAUGAAGAAGGAGCAGGAACUAGAAUACUACAAGGACCUGCAGCGUGGUCUCCAAUCAGAAACAAAGAAGGAGAAAGUUCGAAUCUUGGAUGCCGAGGAUCUAAAGGAUGAGGCGCAUCUGGACCGGCUGAUCCGGGAUCUCGAGCGUGCUAUCAAGAGGUCAAGGAACAAGGAUCUCGGCAAUGAGGAGACUGAAGAGGCGCAGGAGGAGACCACAUUCCCACUGCUAGAAGUCCCCGAUGAGGAAUUAGAUGAGGCUGGUCUAAAGGAGAAGCGCCAUCAACGUCUGAUGAAGUCCAACGUGGACGCCAGACAACGAGCAAAGGAAGAGAAAGAGCGGGAACAAGCCCGCAGGGACGAGGAAAUCCGGCUUGACCGGGAAAAGCGUGAGAAUAACUUCGAAAGCUGGAUCUCUGAACGGAGAGUGCAGCGCCAGAACCUUCUUCAAAGAAUCAAGGAACGGGACCGCUUGAAGGCUGAUCUUGGCAACCGCAAGUCAUUAGCCAGUCAGAUGCGCAUGAAGACCCUCGCCAACCUCGCAGCGGACGGCCCGAAGAAGCGACGAAGGGGAGGAGAUGAUGACGAUUUCGGAGCCAACGACGAAGACUGGGGUGUCUACCGAACGGUGGCCACGGGAGAGGCAAGCGACGAUGAAGAGGAGGAAGACUUCGGCGGAAUGCUCGACAACGUCGAGAAAGAGCUGCUGGAAUACGACCCGGAGUUCACGGAAAACCACACGCUCGCAGCCCAGUCUGACUGGACGAAGAGCUUAAUCCAUGUGUUCCUGCGCGGCCCGUGGGCUUUCGACCCAGAGAGCCAACGCGAGGCCCACCAAAUACAUCUGAACGUCGAACGAAUUCGAGUACCGGAAGUGGUUUUCAAGCCGUCAAUUGCCGGAAUAGACCAGGCGGGCUUGGUCGAGAUCGCUGCGGAUAUUGUAAACCAACGAUACCCGAACCCGGAGGAGCAGUCGAAAUUGCUACGCGAUGUGUUCCUUACCGGUGGCAAUACCCUCUUCCAGAACUUUGAUGAACGAUUCCAGAACGACUUCCGAGCUUUCCUUCCUCUCGAUGCUCAGCUGGGCGUACGUCGUGCGACGGAUCCUAUUCUUGACGCCUGGAAGGGAGCAGCGCAAUGGGCUUCUGGAUCGGCGCUGGCCAAGUCAUCCAUUUCACGCGAGGAGUACCUGGAAAAGGGCAGCGAAUAUCUCAAGGAACACGAUUUGGGCAACGUUACUUCGUGGUGA